UAUUAUUAUUCUUACUUAAAUAAUUGUCGAUAUUUUAAUGUAAUUCUCAAAAAGGAAUCUGGUUUAUAUUUUUUUCUUUCUUUUUUCUUUAUUUUUCAAAGACAAUCCGAUUUCCGAGGCUCAUUGAAUGCACUUUGAUAGUCCCGCCUUCCUAUUCUGUAAAUUGAUUGGCCAGCUAAAGGAGCACUUCCUGUAAAUCUAGAAUCCUAUUGGUUUAUUUUCCCGGUGACGAACCGGAACGAGUUUCCGUGCUUUUACUGUUUACCAGCCCGGUUUCGGUAAAAUGGCAGAGGUCAGCCACCGGCUGGGCCGUCUGACAGCUCUCAGAGUUCGCAAUAACCGCCCGGUUGGUGCCGGCGGAGCCUCUGGCUGCCUUCCGACGAGCUGCCACCGCGGUCUCUGUACAAGCUCAGAAGAAGAGAAACGAAGAGAAGACCAGACGCUUUCGAGAUGGAAUACAACUGGACAAAUUCCUAAGAAACUUUGGGGCUGUAGGAAAAGCGAAUAUGAACAGGAGGAAGAAGGGAUUUUACUGCUUGACCCUAGUUUUGAUUUGACUUCGUUUGGUUUAGUGAGAUGUUCAGAACCUCCAGAGAGUCCUGUACCCCUGCACGCCUCUGGGGUGCUUCUCCAGAACAAGAAGUGUCUUAAAUCCCUCUGGAGCAGAGGAUCUAUGUCAGCCCCUCCAGAGACUUUCCUGCCCCCUCAUCAGCUCAGAGGUUUUUGCACGGUUGUCCUCAUUCUGACAGAUCAGGGAACAAGCAGGCUGAGACUUUUGAAGCUUCACCCAGAUACUUUUAAAGUAUCCCAAACAAGAGGCCACAGCUCCAAGUCAGACAAGGUUCUUCUGCACAGAAGCAGGACGGCGUAUUAUGACAUCCUCAGAGUGUCACCCUCUGCUACCCAAUCUCAGGUCAAGACAGCAUACUACAAGCAGUCCUUCGUCUAUCACCCUGACAAGAACCCGGGGAGCAAGGAGGCAAGCCAGCGGUUCUCUGAAAUCAGUGAGGCUUACACCGUUCUGGGCAACAUCAGCCUGAGGAAGAAGUACGACCGGGGCAUCUUAAGCCAGUCUGACAUCCAAAGUGCUGGGAGACCUUCAUCUAAGGAACCAGCAAGUAAACCUGCAGCCCCCCAGCACCAGCAGGCCCAGCAGAGAGCCAGGCGGUUUUCCCAAAUGGGUGGAAAACCCAUGUUUGACUUUGACGCCUUUUACCGAGCUCACUAUGGGGAGCAGCUUCAGAGAGAAAGGGAACUGAGGCUCUAUAAGAAACACAUGGAGGAGAUGCAGGAGAAGAGGCGCCGGCGCUGGAGGGAUCAGAAAAUAAUGGAAGUGGCUGUGACAAUGAUUUUGACCAUGGCGGGGGUCAUCAUUGUCAGUCUUAGCAGGCCCUGAAGUGGAACCAGCAGAAAUGAUCCUGUGAUCUCUGUAAAACAUGAAUGCUACACAGCAGGAAGGGUAGACAUCAAACACAUCAUGCUGGGUUUUCGUGCGUUUCUGCUAAAUAUAUUCACUUUUUUAUGAAACACAUGUUCAUCUUAAAAAGUUCCAUGAAUGUAGAAACAUUUUUCCAGUGAGGUUUAUUUUGAUUUUCUGUUUCUGGAAUGAAUGUCUCUAAACUAAACUUUGAAAAUGUCUGCCUAAUCACUGAUUGGAAAGGAAUAUUUUAUUUUAAAAAACAUACAGACAGAAACAAAAAAGGAAAUAACAUACAGAAGAAUGCUUGAAAAAAAAGGGGGGAUAUUGCCCCCCUGUAAACAGUUAUUUUUACACUUUCUCUUAAUCAAAAACUCCUAAAAAUGGGUUUUUGGUGGUUUUGUUUAGUUAAAUUAUGAAAAUUUCUGCUUCUCAUGUUUCUUUUAUGCAGCACAGAAACAUUUCUAAAAAUGAAUAACCUGAAAUGUCAUGUUGGUGAAACAUUCACACAUCGGCUUAACUUCCACCAGAUGUUCAAAUUCUACGUAUUGAGUCUGACUCAGAAGUUUUUCAUCACAACAGCUCAAGAAACAAACAAACAAAAAAAAGAAUGACAGAGCAAAUAGAUACAAGAUAAAUUAAAUAAUAAAAAAAAAACGGUGUAACUAUGUCAAUUGUUAAAAAAGCUUCUAUUUUUGUGAGACAGGAAAUGUUUAAGGCAAAUAAAGUGAAAAUCCCAGA
Molecule: messenger RNA, 2158 nt
Organism: Oryzias melastigma (Indian medaka)
Lineage: Eukaryota; Metazoa; Chordata; Actinopteri; Beloniformes; Adrianichthyidae
Gene: dnajc30b
Product: DnaJ (Hsp40) homolog, subfamily C, member 30b
Exons: 1
Coding region: 284-1396 (370 amino acids)
Source: RefSeq, a predicted model, not a curated record